CAGGGUAUAUGCUGGAAGUUACGCACCCAACUCUCUGUCACUUGUCAUCAAAAAUGUCCUAGAGCAGGAUGCUGGGGAAUAUACAUGCAAUGGAACAAUUAAUGGAACACCAAAAACUGCAAAAAUCUCAAUGUCUGUCAACAUGCCCCUUGAAAUAACAGAAGAAAUGGCACCAAGAUCACAGAAAGUUGAAGAAGGUACCCGAGGCUUGAUUAAGUGUGUGGCCCCUGGGGGAUACACAAUAAGUUGGAUUAGGGAUGGCAAGACAGUUGGUCAAGUACAUCCAAGAUAUUCUCAGGUUCCAGAGGGACUUGAAAUCAGCAAUGUAAAUCGCAGUUUGGAUGAGGGAAUAUUUAUUUGCAAUGUUGUUGGAACUGGAGCUGCUUCAUCCAAAAUCAAAUUCAUUGACAUAGCAGUAACUGUGAUAGGAAAAGAGCUUGUUUGGUCAUGUGAUCAAAUUAUGUGA
This is a messenger RNA of Saccostrea cuccullata (small rock oyster), 466 nucleotides long. RefSeq lists its product as uncharacterized. Bases 131 to 466 code for a protein of 111 amino acids. The transcript has 3 exons. Lineage: Eukaryota; Metazoa; Mollusca; Bivalvia; Ostreida; Ostreidae. The record is from RefSeq and is a predicted model, not a curated record.